Molecule: messenger RNA, 2347 nt
Organism: Triplophysa rosa
Lineage: Eukaryota; Metazoa; Chordata; Actinopteri; Cypriniformes; Nemacheilidae
Gene: rnf11a
Product: ring finger protein 11a
Exons: 3
Coding region: 374-814 (146 amino acids)
Source: RefSeq, a predicted model, not a curated record
AUCCGCGUACUUCCGGUCCAAGAGUUUGUAAACAAUGAAAGGAGAGAUGGAGUCGUCAAGAGGUCUCACCUAAAAAUAUUACCUCAUUUAAUAUCUAGGCCAUAAUAAAUACAUGUUACACGUCACGCAUGCGCGCACAUAUGCAGUUAUUCAAACAGUCGGCAAAAAUACAUUUGCAAGGACUUUUAAAAACAUACAUUUGUGUGUGAAAACAGGACAGCUGGCGUCUGUUUUUCUACAAACCAGACCGAUAUCAGACAAAGCGUGCUGCAAAGACAAAGAGGACGACCUGUGAGGAAACCCACCCGAACACACGCCUGUUAAAGAACAUACAGAGGUGAAUUUGGAGGGGUUGUUGUGAAGGGUAAGCUCAAUGGGGAACUGUCUGUCUUCUCAAGGCGCCGAUGAUCUGUCCCUGCUGAACGAGUCCGAGGGGGCGAGUCUGCCCGGAGAGCCUCCGCCGCCCUACCAGGAGCGAGUGCAGGUGCCAGUGUACCAUCCAACGCCCAGUCAGACCCGGUUGGCCACCCAGCUAACCGAGGAGGAACAGGUCCGUAUCGCUCAGCGGAUCGGGCUCAUUCAACACCUGCCUCGUGGCAUCUUCGACCCGGGCUCAGAACCUUCUGAAAAGAAGAUUAAAGAGUGUGUAAUCUGCAUGAUGGACUUUGAAUACGGCGACCCAAUCCGGUUCCUCCCCUGCAUGCACAUCUAUCACGUCGACUGCAUUGAUGCCUGGCUGAUGCGCUCCUUCACCUGCCCUUCCUGUAUGGAGCCUGUCGAUGCUGCUCUGCUGGCUUCCUACGAGACAAAUUGAGAGUGUCUGCGCAAACCGAGGGUCACGCAGCCGAGUCACAUCAGCCAAAAGCCUUGAACUGCUGAGAGAACUUGUAUAGAUAAAUAAAGGUGUGUGUACUCAGACUGUAAAAACAGGAUCCAGUGUUAAAACCGAGAGACCCUGGUAGGGGGUUUAAAAACCUUUUACUUGCAUGUCAAAGCGUGAUUGAUGUGAAAAUGAAGUUUGGCGAGGUGGAAACCACCUAUGCAUCUCUAAUGAAGAUAGUCUUUCAAAGGACACAUUUGGGAUUAAAUGAUUUCAUUGUGUAUUUUUUUCUUCAACCAAAUGUGCAAUACGUUCAAGAGGGACUCGCACCUCUCUCAUUGGAUGUGAAACUCACCCCUCACCUAAAUUUUGCCAAUGAGGUUAUUCCUUACUGAACUUUGUGAGUCUAAUGGGUGGGGUUUUAAUUUCAGUUGGCUUUGAAUGUGCCUUUGAUGGCUGAGCAUUAAAAUGCUGAAAACCUUAAUGAAAUGGAAAAAAAGAAUGAAAAUACCUAAUUUAUAUAAGAACAUAAUCACGCAUUUGCUGCGAUUUUUCUUUUCUGUACACUUGUCUAAAUAGCUUCCCAACAUUUUGACACUGUCUCGUGAUGUUAUAUUGUGUUUAGUUGUGAUAAGAUUGGUCGGCUGCUGUUUACCGGGUUCUGGGGUGUAAAGUUGCCUUUAUACAGUGGUUUUGAAAGCUUUUUACUCAGUUGCUGUUGCAGUAUAUGUCAGAUCCUGUAUGUCUCUCUACUUUAUGGUUAGAAUUGUGUUUACUAAAGUUUUCCUUAUUUAAUGGGUUUUUUUUGUCUUGGAAGAGGAAUAGUAAUGAUAUAAUCACCAAUCGUUGUGCACCUUUUCAAAUUCUGUCCACUGUAUAUUCGGUGGACGUUUUACAGUAAUUCCUAGUGUUCCUAUAUAUCCUUCAUGCAAAAAAAUGUUGUUAUGGAAAAAACAGAAAGCAAAAUCGGUGAACGCUUCUGUCAGUUAUGGUUAUGCCUGUCCAUCAUAAUCUGAACUCCUUGUGCUAAAAAGCAAGAUUUUCACCUUCAUUGUUUUGUUUGUGUAGUCUCAGAGAUGCUCAGUCGGGUUAAUCGUUUGGGACUGAUUUAUGUUUAGCCAGGAAAUAUUUUUGCACAAUGCUAUAUUCUACUCAAGUAUAUGGUUUCCCGGUGUAUUAAUAUCCUGAAAUCAUCCUAGAAAGUAAACCGCUCUUAGAUUUAAUUAUGGAUAAGUUAUUCUUUCUCCAGUGAUAUAUUAUUGAAUCCAAUUUGAGAUGUAGCUCCACCACACGUAAACUCUUGUGAAGUACAAUCAUGACGGCGUUUGUUAUAUUUCGUUUAAAAUUGAAAUUCAUUUCAAGUUGCUUGUUGGUGCCAUAUAAAUGUAGGUUUGCCAAAAAAAGAAAAAAAUGCAGAGUUUGCAGAAUUCCUCUGUCACCGUUUGUACUAUUCAAAUUCUCUGUUUCGUCUGUGUGCAACAAUGGCACAAUAAUCGGAUUAUAACACAAUAAAUGUUGCCAAAUCCU